AUGCCCAAGAAUAAGGGAAAGGGAGGAAAGAAUCGUCGUAGAGGGAAAAAUGAGAACGACAAGGAAAAGCGUGAGCUCGAUUUCAAGGAGGAAGGCCAAGAAUACGCCCAGGUCCUUAAGAUGCUCGGAAACGGGCGGCUUGAGGCACUCUGUUUCGACGGCUCGAAGCGCCUGGCACAUAUUCGCGGAAAGCUCCGGAAGAAAGUCUGGAUAAAUCAAGGGGAUAUAAUCCUUCUAUCGCUCCGCGACUACCAAGAUGGAAAGGGUGAUGUAAUCCUCAAAUACUCUGCCGACGAGGCGCGUUCUCUAAAGGCAUAUGGUGAGCUGCCAGAAAGCGCUAAGAUCAACGAAACCGACACCUACGGUCAAGAUGGAGGUGAGAAUUGCGGCUUCGAGUUUGACGAAGAUAGAAGCGGGAGUGAAGAUGAGAGCGAAGAUGUGAAAACCAAAGAUAUUGAUAUUGAUGAUAUCUAA
This is a messenger RNA of Blumeria graminis f. sp. triticale, 474 nucleotides long. The record is from the annotation of a GenBank genome assembly. Lineage: Eukaryota; Fungi; Ascomycota; Leotiomycetes; Helotiales; Erysiphaceae.